Molecule: messenger RNA, 4407 nt
Organism: Penicillium nucicola
Lineage: Eukaryota; Fungi; Ascomycota; Eurotiomycetes; Eurotiales; Aspergillaceae
Exons: 2
Coding region: 1-4407 (1468 amino acids)
Biological process (GO): nucleoside metabolic process
Molecular function (GO): protein binding; catalytic activity
Source: RefSeq, a predicted model, not a curated record
AUGGAGACAUCAUUUGAGGCAAGGGUAUCUCGCUUGCCAAAGCGACAAAAAAUUCUCCACGAUAGCGACGGGCUCACACUGCGACACGAAAAUUACAAUAUCGCCUGGAUAUGCGCGCUCUAUAUCGAGAUGGCAGCGGCUCGGGCCGUCCUAGAUGAGAUUCAUGAACCUCUGCCGACGGGUGGGGACGACAACAACACCUAUGUCCUAGGAAGCAUAAAGGGGCAUAAUAUCGUGAUUGCAUGUCUGCCCAUGGAUGCGUAUGGGAUAAUCAAUGCGGCCAAUGUGGUGACAAACCUGAAACGAACAUUCACCGCCAUUCGUGCAGGCUUGAUGGUCGGCAUUGGCGGUGGCGUACCCAGCAAGGCUGAUAUACGACUGGGUGACAUCAUAGUUGGAACUAGGGUGAUGCACACUGACCUUGGGAAAAUCAUCGGAGAUGGAAAAAUGCAGCGAACAGCGAUUUCCAGGAUUCCACAUCAAUUGCUUGGAACUGCCGUAUCUGCCCUACGCGCAAAACACGAGCUCGAACCCAGCAAACUUUCGGUCAUCCUCAAUGAAAAGCUAGAGAGGCAUAGUUAUGGUCACCCAGACUCCCCAGAUCGCCUCUUUCAAGCAACCUACAGUCAUGAUGACCCCAUGGUGAGCUGCAAGGAAUGCGAUCAGUCGAAGCUGGUCCCCCGGAGCACCCGGGCAUCCAAUGAUCCAGUAAUCCACUACGGUGCUAUUGCUUCGGGGAGCCAGGUCAUAAAAGACAGCGUUUCUCGGGACCUGGUCGCUCGGGAAUUGAAUGUCAUUUGUUUUGAAAUGGAGGCUGCUGGUCUCAUGGAUAUUCUACCCUGUCUCCCGAUUCGCGGUAUCUGCGACUAUUCUGAUUCCCACAAGAGUAAGGAGUGGCAAAAAUACGCUGCGGGCACUGCGGCAGCGUACGCGCGGGAAUUACUGGAGGAGUUGCCUGCCACAGAAGAAACAGAAGAACAUGUUAGAGGCGCUCAAAUACUGACAGCGGAUCAGUCCCUAUCCCAGGAGCGCCGAAAACUUUUGCUAGAAUCCCUCAGAUUCGAGCAGAUCGAUGCUCGCAAAUUGACCAUCAAAAAGGCCCACGCCAAAACAUGUAGAUGGCUUUUGGGUCAUCCGGACUACCGAGCAUGGUUGGACCCUGUCAAGUUGCCCGAUCACCAUGGGUUCCUAUGGAUCACUGGCAAACCUGGAGCUGGGAAGUCAACAAUCAUGAAAUUCGCUUACUCGAGCAUGAGGACAAAGAAAAACGCUGACCACAAGAACACUCUCAUCGCAUCCUUCUUCUUCAACGCCCGGGGCGGAUAUUUAGAGAAGUCUGUAUUAGGCAUGUAUCGAUCCUUGAUUAUCCAAUUGCUCGAAGGGUACCCGGACCUGCAAUAUGUUUUGGAUGAUUCUGAGCUCAAUCCUAAUCAUAGUCAGGACAGCAACAUUUCCUUGAAUAUCCUCAAAGAGGUGCUUCACAAAGGGGUCCAAGCCCUUGGAAAACGCUCAUUCACAUGCUUUGUCGAUGCGCUCGACGAAUGUGAUGAACAGCAAGUCCUCGACAUGAUUCAAUAUUUUGAGAAUCUGACAGAACAGUCCACAGCCCAGGAAAUCCCUUUCCGUAUUUGCUUCUCUAGUCGGCACUAUCCCUAUAUUCUCAUCCGGUGGGGCACUCGCCUGACACUAGAGCAUCAAGAAGGCCACACGGAGGACCUAGGAGCUUAUGUUAGAGCCGAACUUCGGGCUGGCGACACAGAGAUCAUUGAAAAGAUUCUUGAAAAGGCGGCUGGUGUCUUUAUGUGGGUGGUUUUGGUCGUUGAUAUCUUGAACAGAGAGUAUGCACGGGGUGCGAUGUCCCCUAAGAGGAAACUUGAACAGAUACCCAGUGAUCUGAGUGCUUUGUUCAAGGACAUUCUCAAACGUGACGAUGAAAAUAUGGAAGAGCUCCUGCUCUGCUUUCUUUGGAUCCUGUGUGCGGAACAUCCAUUGAAGCCGGAAGAGUUCUACCAUGCCAUUUGGUCCGGAUUAUCAAUACAAGGCUUGGUCGAUGAUAGUCUCCCGGAUGCUUCAACCAAGGACGCCAAUGACAGUGUCUCUAGACCCCAGAGAUAUGUCAUCAGUUGCUCUAAGGGACUUGCUGAGAUCACAAAGUCUAAACAGCCAUCCGUUCAGUUCAUCCAUGAGUCCGUCCGGGACUUUCUUAUAAAGGAUAGAGGCUUAUAUGAACUAUGGCCCGAGCUUGGACUUGACUGGGAGAGUCUAAGCCAUGAAAAGCUCAAAGAUUGUUGCAACAAUUAUUUGGCACGCACAGACGCCCACGCAUUUGUUGACCAGCUACCGCCAAAUACAAAGCCACUCCAGCGGACAGAAGCAUUGGAUCGGUACCCGUUCCUGGAAUACGCCUGUCAAAAUGUCCUUCAUCACUCCAACGCUGCAGCGAAAGUGGUCCCACAAGACAAUUUUAUUUCCUUUUUCAACCUCUCAAACUGGAUUACCAUCAACAAUCUUUUUGAAAAGUCGAAAAUUCGCGAAUAUACCCACAAGGCACCUCUUCUGUACGUGUUUGCAGAUAGGGGAUAUCCUGAGCUGAUCCGCAUACAAGUCAAACAUGACACUGGAAUGCGUGCACUUGAGGAGAGAUACCCAUAUCCGCUAUUUGCUUCUCUAGCCAGUGGCGAGAAGGCCAGCACUGCGGCUCUCUUGGGCCUGUCUUCAACAAUGUAUGAUGGGAUCGAUAUCACAGAGGGCCUCACCCAUAGGCAGGACCUAGGUCAAUACAAAGGCCGAACUCCUCUUUCUUGGGCGGCACAGGAAGGCCGUAUGGGGAUGGUCAAGCUUCUUCUUCAAAGGGGUUUCGCCAUCGACGAGGCCGAUCCACGCCGAAUGAACCCAUUUACUCUGGCGAUACGAUCUAGACAUAAAUCUGUUGCUGAGCUUCUCAUCACCACAUACCCGGACACACGGUAUAGUCACCGACAACGCUACCUUGACGUGGGACUUCUUGAAGCCACACGAGAAGGCUUGGAGACAGUGGUGAGACUUCUCAUCGAAAGAGCAGCGGAUAUCAACACUCGCGACAAUGAUGGAAAUACACCACUAGCUAUUGCCUCAAGGGCUAUUAGCGAGGAAGUGGUGAGACUUCUCAUCGAUAGAGGAGCGGACAUAAACACUUGCAACAAUAGUGGAGAUACACCACUUGCUCAUGCUUUAGACGCCAGGAGGGAGGAAGUGGCGAUACUUCUCAUCGAAAGAGGAGCGGAUAUUAACACUCGCGACAAUAGUAGAAGAACACCACUAGCUAUUGCCUCAAGGGCUAGCAGUGAGAAAGUGGUGAGACUUCUCAUCGAUAGAGGAGCUGAGAUAAACACUCACGACAAAAGUGGAAAUACACCACUCGCUCGUGCCUCAAGGGCUAGUAGCGAGGCAGUGGUAAAACUUCUUAUCGAUAGAGGCGCGGAAAUCAAUAGUCGCGACAAUGAUGGAGAUACACCACUUACUCAUGCUUUAAGGACUAGGAGCGAGGAAGUGGCGACACUUCUCAUCGAUAGAGGCUCGGAAAUCAAUAGUCGCGACAAUGAUGGAGAUACACCACUAGCUAUUGCCUCAAGGGCUAGUAGCGAGGAAGUGGUGAGACUUCUCAUCGAUAGAGGAGCGGACAUAAACGCCCGCGACAAUAGUGGAAGAACACCACUAGCUCAUGCCUUAAGGGCUAGUAGCGAGGAAGUGGCGAGACUUCUUAUCUAUGAAGGGGCGGACAUCAAAAUUCGCGACAAUGAUGGAGAUACACCACUUACUCAUGCUUUAAGGGCUAGGAGCGAGGAAGUGGCGAUACUUCUCAUCGAUAGAGGCUCGGAAAUCAAUAGUCGCGACAAUGAUGGAGAUACACCACUAGCUAUUGCCUCAAGGGCUAGUAGCGAGAAAGUGGCGAGACUUCUCAUCGAUAGAGGAGCGGACAUAAACGCCCGCGACGAUAGUGGAAGAACACCACUAGCUCAUGCCUCAAGGGCUAUUAGCGAGGAAGUGGCGAGACUUCUCAUCGAUAGAGGAGCGGACAUAAACACUCGCGACAAUAGUGGAAAUACACCACUAGCUUAUGCGUCAAUGGGUAGCAGCGAGGCAGUGACGAGACUUCUUAUCGAAAGAGGAGCGGACGUUAACACCCGCGACAAUGAUAGAAGAACACCACUAUAUUGGGCCUCAGUAUAUAGCUACGGCCGAAAUGCGGAACUGCACAAUCUUCUUAUCAAAAGUGGAGCAGUUAUAAAUGCUAGCGACAGCAUUGAGUACGAUUCAUCACCCCAGGCGUCGACAACCAACGUUGAGGAUGCGGUCAUCCAGAACACGUCUCAUCCGCAGUGGAAUCCAUUUUUUCCCGAACCGAUGACAAAUGGCGAUAACUCUUAA